This is a messenger RNA of Babesia bigemina, 354 nucleotides long. Its product is annotated as membrane protein, putative. NCBI's taxonomy places the organism in Eukaryota, Apicomplexa, Aconoidasida, Piroplasmida, Babesiidae. The transcript is spliced from 2 exons. The coding region runs from base 1 to 354 and encodes 117 amino acids. The record is from RefSeq and is a predicted model, not a curated record.
AUGGUGUACUUUUUUUCGAGAAGUGUGUUGCUGGUAGUCGUCGUCUCCCUGGUCGGCAGGGUCGGCCUGGCCCUGAAGGAGAAAGCAACAGCCAAGAGCCGCAAUGCAUUCCUCGACUUCUUCAAACUGACCGGAGACGUGGUUCCCUCCACCUACCCGGUGCUGAAGUUCAACCAGAGCGCCAAUAACGACUCGACGUUUGCCGCGCUGCGUCGCCGCGAGCUCCAGGAGCUUCAGGACGAGGCGGCGCGACUCCUGCCGUUGCAGCGGCGCAACUUCGAGGGAAUCAGCGACACUCUGUUCAGGCAAUCGCGCUCAGUGGAUGAACUGGCAACGGCCAUGGAGCGACAGUAA